Xyrichtys novacula (pearly razorfish) is the source of this 13918-nucleotide messenger RNA. The record is from the annotation of a GenBank genome assembly. Lineage: Eukaryota; Metazoa; Chordata; Actinopteri; Labriformes; Labridae.
GCCUUGCCUGCGAGAGAGGCUGGGAGGCAACUGCAUCUGUCUGUGCACACAAAUGCUCUCUGUGCAGCUCGGAGCGCACUGAUUACCAUUCCGAGCACAGCACCUCUGGUCAGAAAUGGAGCCGGGUCGGUGGUUGACAGUAGUCCGGGGGCAGUAAGAAGAGGAGGAGGGUGGAGGAAGAGAGAGAGAGAAAGAGAGAGAGAGAGGAGAGGAGAGAGAGGGGGGGGGGGGCAUAUUAUGGCAGCAACCUUUCAGUCAAUCUGGAUUAACUCGCAGUGAGCUGUGCGUCGCCAGGAAAGGGGGGAAAGGAAAAAAAACGCGUGAAAGCGAUAGGAACAUCUGGCUGGAUUCAGAGCAGCAGCAGCGGCAGUCACUCAUAGCGCUGCUGCUGCUUGUGGAUAUUCAAGCAAGCCCUGUCGCUACAAAAGGCGUUUUCUCUUCUGGAGGUGCAUACAGGCGGAUGCGCAGUAGAGGCGAUCCCGCACAGCUGCAGCCCCUCAGCGGCACGCCGGGACGCUUCAGGUUGCGUUUUCCCCGAGAAAAGCGUCACCGAUUUUUCCCACUAAAAGAAGAAGAGACGCUGAUCUAUUUAUAAGGUGAGACGGGAUCGGAGAGGAGUACGUCCUUUAUCUGCUGCUCAUGGAUUUCUUGAAGGGCAUCGCUGGUUUCGCAGGCCGUCACAUGUUAUAGGAGCCGAGGCGCGUGUUUCGGGACACCUGAAUUAUCUCACAGUCGGUCCCAUUUUUAAGGCAAAGACGCUCUCAGGAUGCUCCGUGGAGGAAAUACGCGCAAACACACCCUCCUUUGACUUGGCUUCAUGUUUCAUCUGCAAGGUAAUUUCAAUAUUUUUACAUCUUCCUCUCCUGCCUCUGCUCAACUCUCAUCGUUGACUUCAAGUACUUUUCUCGGCACCCAUCUGGAAAGGUUCAGGUUCUUCCUCGUGACAGGGGGUUGUGGCUGUAACCCACCAGCCCAGGACCUGCACCGCAAGGUCAAAAAAAUUCCUCAAUUGCACAGGAACGCUGUCCGAUGAUAACAAUUGUAUCAUUUGUAUUCACAUGGCUGCAUCCUGUGUUGUGUUUUUUUUUUAUCUCUCCCUACAGGUGAAAGUGAGAAUCAUCCCUAAUGUGGCCAUUAUUCAACCCGCUCUGUGAUCCGUGCAGGAUAUGAUUGAUGUCAGAUGUUGCUUUGUUUUAUUGUGUGUUUUAUCAGCACGCAGGAUCCCAGUGAUAGGCUAUCUAACUGCUCUGUGCUGUGCUUAAGCCACUAUGCAAAUUACACAGCAGUCAUUAAGGUGUGAUAAAGUCUAAAUUAGCCCAAGUAACACAUCUGAUUAUAGGAUGAGUGAGUGGGCAUGUGGUGACUGAUGGAGACCCAGUGAUUUUUCUUACAAAGCAUGGAGUCUAAUGGUCCUGGUCUUGUGUCGAGUGUUAGUUAUCACAUAUCUUAUUAUUCAUGAGUGCCUGAGGCACCAUUGUAACAGCUACACCAGUGAAAUCAGGCCCACGCCUCAUUUUGCUGCUUCUGUUUGCUCUCCAUGCUAUGUUAAUGCUCUCAGUCAUGUAGCUUAUGUGCUGCUACCUUCACUGAUAGCAGGCUCUGAUAUGUAUGGAAGGUUGUUCUGCAGACCAGCUCCACAUUCGCUGACCCAAUUUUUUUUCCCACUCGCCAAAAAUAAGCUUUUGUCAUUUUUUUCUGCAGAAGAAGUGCUUUCAAAGAGACUUGAAACACUUGAGGGUUGUUUUUGACAGUCACAGACUUUAACACACACACAAACACACACAUCUGGUCCACAUCUGUGGAUGUGUGUGAGUUGCUUUUUGAUUACACAACAAAAUAAGAGGAAAAGAUGAUGCAUUAUUUAGCCGUUUUGUUGCUGUGUGAGGAGGAAAACACAGCAACCUGAGGGUCUUUGAAAAGGGGAAAAUGACUCAAUGGAUGCCUGACUAUGGGUUUUAUUUUGGCAGUUUUUAUUCCCCUGCAUUUAUUUUGUUACAUGGAAUAAAAGCCCAUGUAACAGAGCAUAGUGUUUGCACGGAUUGUGCUUUCCUCUUCGCCUGAAAUUGCACUCAGGAACUGGCAGAUUUGAAAGUCUACAGACCUGCGGGCCCAUACUGUGAAGAAUAUACACUUGGGUCUAUCAUAUUGAUAUUCCGAGGUAGUGUGCGUGGAUCCUAUAUUCCUCUUUCCGGGAGAAAAUCCCGGGUCAUAAGCCCCCCUCGCACAUCAGGGCACGUCACACCGCUGCAAGAAUUAAGAUCCAGAGUCAGUGAUCAGCAUUUCAAUUGGCCUCCUGCUGUAACACAAGCCUGCGUGUAAAAAAAAGUGUGUGUUUUUUCCCUGUGUGUGUGUUUGUUUGCUGAUUUGUUGGACUGAUGCUUCAUGAGAUCUGCGGCAUAUCAAGGUAUCAGAGAAUUUCCUGUGAUAGCGUGUGAAGGAAAACACUUGGACCUCCAAGGGGGAGUUGUAAAUGCUGAUGAACAGCACUUCUAUUGAUGCAGUGGGGUCUGCUUAGUAUGCUAUCCCCCUGGCAUGCACACACACACUCACACACACACACAUUCCCACACAUCAUUUCAACUUCAUCAGAGUUCUACGUCCACUCGUUUGGGUUUUUAUUAGACUGGAACACAGUAAUGAUUCAGUCACUCCAAACAUUGAAUCCAAUAGAAAAUUAGCUGAAUGUACAAUCUCUUCUCUCCUCAUCACAACAGGCUCAUAAACGCCACAAUGAGCCCGCUCUGGCUGACAACCAGGACCUCAAUUGUCGAGGCCCCCUGUCUUCCAAAGAGGCCUCUUUGUUGGAAAUGUUAUUAGGUGAUCUGAAAAUGAGCCACUGAUUAUAUCUCACCCUAAAACUGACGUUUUUCUGUGUUGCCAUGGCAUCAAGGCUGUCACCCAAGAGCUAUCGCACUCUAACAUUGGCAGACUCUGCAGGAAAAAAAAAAAGGGUGUCACAGCACAUGCACACAUUCACAAACACAGAUGUGUUAGUGAGACGGUCCGUAACUGCAUCAAUGUUUGGUCAGGAUGUUUGGACUCGGGCUACACGAGCAUUUAGCCGACAAAAUGGAAUCUCAGUCAAAAUAUGAUCCACUCCGGCAGAUGCAGCAGCUCCAUUUGGUCUCAUAAAGCAAGCGGGCUGAGGACCCAUUUCACUGCUUUGUCGAUACCAUUUUACCGUCAUGUUGCAGCAUCAGUUUACCUCCUUGACACAACAGAGCCUUUUAUUCCUGGCGGAGGCGCACGUCCGGCUCGCUCCCCACCCGUAGUAAACCAGGUGAGACGCCGCACGCUCAGGUGCCGCCAUGUGCCAUCGUGUCAACCUGCGAGGAGGCAAAACGAGCAGACUUCAUCUCAUUAACUCUGCUGCUUUUCCCUGAUUCCCUUCCCAGACGUGGAUUGCAGAGGCUUCCUCAGAUGAGCUCCAGCAUAAGUUAGACCAUCUGAAAACAUAUCCCCCAUGACCUCACCGGCCGAUUGGCAUGCAGUGUGCUGCAUAAGGCUUUUCUCUGAGAAUGCUGCCCCAGGGAGAGCAUAGAUAUCCUCUCCUUUCCUACAGUACAACAUCACUGUUGCUACUGCUGCUGCUGCUGCUGCUGCUGCACAUGAAUGUCUGUCUCCAUUGCUGGAGGUUGUUGUGUAGUGAGCUACCUCUAUUAGGUACAAAUCCACCCACUGGAGCGCGUGUGUGGGUGUGUGCUGUCAGUCUGUUGUACUCUCUAAGGGCCAAAAAAGACCUGCUCAGAGGUAGUAAACGAAUAUUUGAUUGACUAAGAGGGAGAUUAUGGUAAAUGCAUCAGUAGAUUAUCUGUUUUCUUGUUUAUUUGUGGCCCUCCCAAGUCGCCCCGCUGUAAUGAACAGCCCAACAUGAAAGAUAAUGAUUUUCUGGGGGUGUGACAUUUAAAGAUGAAGUGUAUGAUUGAUGAAUGCAUUGAUUGAUUAUCUACUUAUUCGUCCCUGUACCUGAUGAGUGCGACCUGUUAUGCAAAUCACCAGUGGAACAACCAUAAUUAAAUGCAAAUUAGAGAGAGAGGACAGCAGAUAUUUCCUUGUGAGGAGCCGUCCUUUGCCCCUCACAGGUUGGGAUUACGGUUGCAACUCUUCUCUUCACGUCUGGCUGAGUUUUGAGCAGAGAGAGAGAGAGAAAAAAAAAAAGGCCCAAUCUCCACCGAGUGAAUCAAUAUCACGUCUUCAGCGUCAUUCCAGUGUGGAAGUAGCAGGUCCUGUCUGCCUCAUUGCACAUCCAGAGGCCGUGCAGUUUAGAGUCAGAGAGGAAGGUGGUUAGCAGCGUGAGCGUGAGGCCUCUCCUCGGAUGCGCACACACAUAAAAGAGAUAAAAAGUUGCCACUCAGGUACUUGGAGGACUGCACAUAGCUCUGCAGCUGAAAUCAUCUGCCAUCUUAAAGAAGACUCAUGGCAACAUUUAAAAAAAACGACUCUGUGCAGCUCUGCACCCCGGAUGACAUCCACCACAACGGGGCUCAUGUGUGACUAAGUUGUUCCUUGUGAAAAUGGGUCAAGAAAGACAUUGAUUCAUUGCUGCUUGAUCAGCAGUCUUCAUGAAAAUGUCACACCCAGGGAGCUCCCCUACAAUGAUUCCAUCCCUCCCUUUAAUAUUACAGGCCGUUUUCAGACGACCUCUUCCCAGCCUCCUUGUCGGGUGGCUGUGAAACAUUUUACUUGGUUGUCAAAACGCGCCUGUUGUCAGCUGAUGGCACCCGGCUUCCUAAGCUCCCCUCCUUGAGCUGAAAAUGUGCCCCCAUAUGACAAGCAUGUCACUCCCAUCCUGUCUGGUGUUUUCUUUGCUCGAUGAUAUAUUCCUCAUAUACUCUGACUGUCAAGGUUAUUACACCUCGAGUUGUGUGUCACGGCUCCGAUGCAACGGGAGCUUUUUGAAGCAUGAAGACACUCAUUUGGCAAGCUCUCUGCUGAGGCGAGAUUUUUUUUUAUAUACGCACACUCUCUCUAAGACGCAAACACAGACAAUAAAGGCAUUACCAGCAAACCACAGAAAGCUAUGAUCAUAGAUCAGCUGUUCUCUUUGGUAUUUAAAGGUUAGCCGUUGGAUUUUUACUACAGUUGUGGGAUUGGAUCUCUUGUUCUUCGGUUUGAUUGGAUUGUUGAUCUUUUUUCUGCGCUUGAAUAUUUCACGUUGAAACAAAACGGCACUAAAUUUCCUCGCUAAAAAUAAUCACAGCUCUCGCUUGAGUACACCUGCUGAGCUGCUAUCUGAUCUCCACUGUCUUACUUUUAUGACAUGCUAUAUCCCUGACAAGGUCUCGGGAUUCAUCAAAUGGAUCCCGUCCUUAUCCCCCCCAUCUCAGCUGUGUCAUAAGUAAGAGUAGCAGCAGAGAGAGCAGAGAGAAAAUCAAUAGCGAGGCACAGCACAUCCUCGCCGAGGCACUGGGCCCAAUCAUCCCCUUCCUAUUGGCGAUAUGAUCCUGGGAGAUAUCAGUCUAAUUCUGAUGAGGCCCUGGACUGCCGGUCUAGACUUUCAUCCCUCUGUACACAAACAUAAAAGGACUGGUAUUAUCAUUUCAAAAAAAGAGCGGCGAGGGGGGAACAGGGGCUAAAAAGAAAUGCUGUCAGAGAAAUCACGUAAGAUUACCGGGGAUGUUUCACUCUCAAGUCUGCAGGUGACUAAUUAGAUUCAUGUCUAAUUGCACAGUGUUCAUUGUUUGUUCAGGCAUUAACUCUCCUUGCUGCCUGCUCGGAAUUUGGACUCUUUGUAAGUCUCAGCAGUGAGCUGGCAUUGAUACUGUUUCAUAUCUGGUGGGAAAGCUUUAAAUUGACAGAGCAGAAUACCCCGGUUCCCUUCUCAAGGAGCCCGUGUGUGAUUAUCCAGCUACAGAAUUUACAGUUUGAUAAAGAUGAGAGGAGCUACAAUAGCAGAUUUCACGCUUUGCCUUCUUUAACUGCUUGAUAAAUAGUCUGCCCUUCUUUUUCUCUCUUUCCUCUUUGAUCUGUUCCAGGUGUUUUAACCUGACUGAAAAGCCAAAUGGAGUCUCUCCUGGUUUAUCUGAUUGUCUUUGGUGUGGCGGUGAAGGCGCACAAAGUUCAGAUCUGCCCCAAACGCUGCGUCUGCCAGAUGCUUAACCCGAACCUCGCCACUCUGUGCGACAAAAAGGGUCUUCUCUUCGUGCCCCCCAACAUUGACAGGCACACUGUGGAGAUGCGGCUUGGAGAUAACUUUGUAACCAGCAUCAAACGCAAAGAUUUUGCAAACAUGACCAAGCUGGUGGAUCUGACUCUCUCCAGGAACACUAUCGGCACCAUCGCGCCUCACGCUUUCAAGGAUCUGGAAAACCUCCGGGCGCUUCACCUCGACAGCAACAGGCUUACCCGCAUCACCAAUGACACCUUCAGUGGCAUGUCUAAGCUCCAUCACCUCAUCCUGAACAACAACCAGCUCACCCACAUCCAGAUCGGGGCCUUCAAUGACCUGACGGCGCUGGAGGAGCUGGACUUAUCCUACAACAAUUUGGAAAGCGCUCCGUGGGUCGCAAUUCAGAGGAUGUCCAAUCUCCACACGCUCAAUCUGGAUCACAACAUGCUGAGCUACAUCCCAGAGGGAACCUUCUCUGGGUUGCAGAAGCUCAAGAGGCUGGACGUGACCUCCAACAAGCUCCAGAAGCUUCCGCCUGACCCCGUCUUUCAAAGAGCGGGGGUCCUGGCCACCUCUGGGAUCAUGGGGCCCUCGUCGUUCGCUUUGAGCUUCGGAGGGAACCCGCUCCGGUGUAACUGUGAACUGCUCUGGCUCAGGAGACUGCGAAGGGAGGACGAUCUGGAGACCUGUGCGUCACCUCAACACCUGGCUGGACGCUAUUUCUGGACUGUUUCGGAAGAAGAGUUCCUGUGCGAGCCUCCUCUCAUCACCAGGCACUCUCAGGUAAAAACCCCGAACACUCACUCCAAAUACUACACUCACACAGACAUCAUUUUCCGUCUCAUUUAAUCCAAGGUGGUAUGUUGUGCUUUCUUUGACUGUCACAGCAAAUAUUAGCUCUGCUACUGAUCCGAAAGAGUCUCACAAGACUUUUGGGACUCAUCCGGGCAACUCGGCAAACCCAAUAAUGUAAAAUAUAUAGGGUUUGCUAAAAAAAAUGUAAUCAAAUUGUGGCCUAUGGAGGGCUUUUAAAGAAGUUCUUUAGCGGGAUUUCCAGUUUCAAUAAAGCUAUUUGCAGGUUUAUGAUGGAUCCCCUGUGAAGCUCUUAUUACACAGUGAAAGCUUCGACUGCUUUAGCCUCAGAUUCAUGCAUCCAAACAGAGUUAUCUGAUCAAAUCUCACCAAAUAACUACAACUAUGUCAUCACAUUAACAUUCAGUUGACAUCUUUUGCAUAAUUGCGGGGAAAAUUAUCCAUCAUCUGCACCGCACUGUACUGUCAUAUUGAUUAUCCUGGCCUCAUAAUUAUGCUAAUUCAAUAUCGUGACAUAAUCAAUUGCUGAUUAGCCUAUGUUUACAGGGAAUGAAGUUUUAAAGCAAAACAUCACAAAUAUGAAAGUUAAUUAUGUUAUCUCAGUUAUGCAGAGUGUUUCACUUCAAGCAGAAAUGACUGUUAAGAGAAACUGUUUGUCCAGACUGGCAUCUUUUUUUUCCCCCAAUCAGUGUCUGUCAUUAUUAAGCAUAUGCAAAACUAACAGCCCUCCCUCUCCCUCCUUAGGAGCUGCGAGCUUUAGAGGGUCAGAGCGUGACCCUGCGCUGUAAGGCCAGAGGCGACCCCGACCCCAUUAUCCACUGGAUAGCCCCUGACGGACGCCUCAUGUCCAAUUCCUCCAGGGCGGCUGUCCACACAGACGGCACUUUGGACAUCCUCAUCAGCACCGUCAAGGACUCCGGUCUGUUUACACCCUGGUGGCUGCGCUUGUGUUGUUUACUGAAUGAAAUUAGUUGUUUGCUUGUGCGGGCUGAAGACUAUGAGGCUGAAGUAUUUGCCUACAUCAGGCUGAUAAAGUUUAGAGUCGGGGGAGUGUUGGCUCACGGUGAUUGAGGUCACAAAGGAAGGAAAAAAGGACUUUUUCACCUUGUCGGCUGCCAAGUUUCUGUUAUAGACAUCUGUGUACAAGCCUGUACUUUCUGACACUUGAAUGCUACAGUGGUUAUAUUUACACAUACAACACUAUUAUCACAACAUAGUAAUACUACACUUUGACACUUUGGGAAAUACACUUCUUUGCUUCCUAGCUGUGUGUUAGAUGAGAAGAUUGCUACCACUCUCAUAUCCGUCCAUUAAAUAUUAAGCUGCAGUGCAGCCAGCAGCCAGCCAGCAAGCUUAUCUUAACAGGCUGUAAACAGAGAGAAACAGCCAGCCUAUGUAUUACUAAAAUGUAUUACUCCAGAGAAAUACUGCCCCUGAUAAUAAUUUUUUAUCUUGUGCACACAAGAUAAAGACUUCCGGGACUCCGCACGGUCUCAAAAAUGUCAAACUUUAACUAAUAUUUGAUAAGAUAUUUUUUUUUAGUGCAGCUUAAAAAAACAAGUUUUCUCCACGGCACUUUUUUAAUAUUUCCCCUUAAAUAUCAGGGUGAUCUGAUUAAUUUGUGUUGCAGGUUCCUUCACCUGUGUGGCCUCCAACCCGGCAGGCGAGGCUCAGCAAACGGUGGAUCUGGUCAUCGCCAAACUUCCGCACAUCACCAACAACACAGUGGCAGAGCAGGAGCCCGACCCCGGAUCGUCGGAUAUCGCCACCGUGACCAAGACGGGGUCAGAGGCGGGAGGGCUGCCGCUGGGCAACGCGAAGACGAGCCAAGAGAAGAAAGUAGUCAUCGCCGAGGCCACGUCCACCUCAGCCCUGGUCAAGUUUAACUUCCAGAGGAGUAUCCCCGGGAUACGCAUGUUCCAGAUCCAAUAUAAUGGCAGCUACGACGAUUCCCUGGUUUACAGGUAAACAGAAAGAGCUGAUCUGUUCAUAUUGUAGUAGUGAUUCUAUAGAAUUGAUGGUGAUUCUGUGCAACUAAAUGAGAAAAUGAUCACACUUCACAAAUAACUUCUGAUGAAUGAUAAGGAACACAAUGCCAUUAAACCUGGCCGUUCAAAAAGUUAAAAAAAAGGAGGAUGGCAGUGAUGGGAGCGCUGAAAUAAAGGCUUUAAGUAGAGGGUCGAGUGACCUGAAGUUUAAUGUCACAAAAGGUGUUUUUAGACCAAAGAGUUCUGUAGACUUUCUGAAGAGGAACUAUCCACUUGGGAAUUCCCAGAGAACUACACACCGGGGGGACUUUUUACUGUGUAACGCAGAAGAGGAUCUUUGCACACCUGACUGGGUGACAAGUGCAUUGUGCAAACCAAAUUUAGUCAAAAAGGAGAGCGCUGCACACUGUCUGGCUUUUACACUAAAUUUGACUUUUUACCGUCUGCAGUCUGGUGAAGGCAGAUAUAAACCUUAAGUGACCUUAGCCUCCUGACAGCUGCUAAAGCUACGCUGCUAAUGUGGCUCAACUGAAGAUACCGAGAACGCCAUGGGUGGAGCAGUUCAUGAAAAAUAGCAGAAUAAAAAUAAUUAGAUAAAUAGUGUUUUAUAAACACUCGGUAAAAUCUGGACUUCAUUGUCGGUCCAUUCAUCAGUGUUGUUCCUCUAUUUUUAACACCUUUGAGAGCUGUUACAGUUAUUUACUGUUAUUUUGAUAAUGUUUACUGUAGGAUUUAAAAAUUGUUGAUGGCGCUGAAUUGAUAAAAUUUUCAACCAAUCAACAUACAAUGCUCACUUAUGCACUCAGGUCUCUCAAAGUCCCUCUUGAGCUGAAGGAGUUCAAACUUCCUUUGGUUUCAUCAGCACUAAAGUAGAGGGUUUGUGUAGUUUCCAGGACUAUGAAAAAGUUCGGUAACACUUCAUUUAACGCCUAUCUUACUAUUUUAGACUAACUGUCCUUUUAGCCUUUGUUUUACUUUAUUGCUUUUUUCUGCUCAUUUUUAUUAUCCCAUUUUAUCACUAAUAUUACCAUCAUUAUUAUUAUUUUAUUAUCAUUAUUAAUAUCCUCUUUUAUAUUUACUAUCCUGUUUACUGCUUUCUGCCCCCCUUUUCUAUUACAUUUCUUCUUCUUACCUAUUUUAUGUUUUUAUUUUGGUCCUCAUGGUCUCAUUUUAUGUUAUGGGUUCUUGUAUUGUCUGCGUUUCUUAUGAAAAAUGAAAUUGACCUUCAAUUCGGAGCUUUUGUUUUUAUUUUCAUGAGCUGAUGUUCUGUGCUUUGCUACUGUUUGUCAAAGCACUUUGUAAACUUCUGUUUUCAUUAUCAUUACUAUUAUCUCUAUUAUUAUCUCUAGAAUUCAUUAAAUAUAUUUAUAAUGCGUUAUAAUCACGUUAUAGCACUGUAAAAGUAUAGUUAUAAACACUUAAACAUCAUAAUGCUUUAUAGCAAAAAUAAUAACACAUUAUAAAGCAUUUUAUUAUGACCUACAAGGUCAGGUAUUAUAAUGUGUUAUAACUGUUAAUAACAGUUGUAUUGCAUUAUCUAUGUGGGCAUUGUCAGUGAGUUGUUAACAGUUAUAACACAUUAUAAUACCUGACCUUGUAGGUCAUGAUAAAAUGUUUUAUAAUGUGUUAUGAUUAUUGCUAUAAAGCAUUCUGAUCAUUUAUGAGUGUUUAUAACUAUACUUUUACAGUGCUAUAAUGUGAUUAUAACACAUUAUACAUAUAUUUAUAAUGCGUUAUAGAGAUAGGUGUCAAAUGAAGUGUUGCCAAAAGUUCCUGUGGUCUAAAACUGCCUCAUGUCUACCUCUGAGUCUAGGAUGAGCGCUAAUAAUAAACUCUAAAUGAAGGAGCUCAUUUUCUCAAACAGUAAAUAACCCGAAAAUCUAUAUCAGAGGUAACAGAGGUAUGCAAAUAAACCUAAGCUGAUUGGAAUCAUAUGAAAGAAAAUCCCUUGGCCCGCGUUUUACCUUUAUAUUAUUCUUAAAACGCUGAAAUCCCUUUGAGUAUUCAGUCACGAUGAUGUAGACCUGGCUGUCUACAUGAUUAUUCGUGGUGUCUAUCAAGCCUAUCUAGAAGAUGGACUAAUGCACUCUAUCUGACUUCUUAUUCUUGGACUCAUAAUCCCCCCCGCCCUCCCCUCGCCCCAGUGUAUCAUUUACUUUGUGCAAAACCUUGAUAAUGCUUAAUCAACAAAAUCAAAACAGAGUGUCAGCAUUAAGCAGUGGGCUGAUAGGAGAUGAAAGACUAGUCAGGCUGUGUUUUACAAAAAAAAAAAAGCAUCAGAGACGUCGCACAUGCCCAUCUGAGAAACUGGCGCGCACAGAUUUCUUUCAUCUUCACCCUCUUUCGCUCCAUAUUUACUGCUAAUCGCCGGGAUGUGAUCGGAUCGUCACAAAGACUCCCAUUUAGGAAGGGGAACUUGGAAGUCAACCACCAUAUGUUUUUCAGGAGCGAACACUAAAUUCAGGAGACAGUAGAGGGUUAGAGACUCUAAUCCUAAUGUGCUAAAAAAUGAGGCAUCCUGCAUCCUCCCCAGUGUGAGUGAAGCUUUUAUCAGUAAUGAUGCUGGAGAGAAUAAAUCAAAUGUCAGAAAAGAUUAGGCCCGGACAGAUCUUAAAUAGCCCUGUGAGGGAUAAGUGAUUGUCAUGUCAUUUUAUCCCUGCUAAACAAUAAGCUGCAUAAUCUGAUUUGCUUCUGUCUCCUUUCAUUUAACCCUCUCUAAUCUUCGUCAGAAAUCACAAAAUCUUCUCUUUCAUUUCCACAGAAUGAUCCCCCCGUCCAGUAAAAGCAUCAUGGUGAACAACCUGGCCGCAGGUACGCACUACGACCUGUGCGUGCUGGCUAUCUACGACGACCAGGUGACGGCGCUGACCGCCACCCGUGUCAUUGGCUGUGUCCACUUCACCACGGAGCCGCAGUACCUGAGGUGUCAUUUCAUGCAGUCCCAGUUUCUUGGCGGUACUAUCGUAGUUAUCAUCGGAGGGAUUAUAGUGGCCUCGGUGCUCGCUUUUAUCAUCUUCCUCAUUGUGCGCUACCGGGUGUGUAACCAAGGAGAUGCAGAUAAGGUCAGCUUGGCUUGAUUACCUUUGUGUAUUAUUCUUUCCCUUCAUUAUUUCCGCUCAAAUUGAAACAGAAUCAACCGCAUUGUACAUCUGUUUUAAUGCUUUAGUGGGAAGUCUAAUGCUGUGAUGACAUGCAGUAUGUUAGAUUGCAUCCAUCUUCUCUCUCCUCACACUCUUUCUUCUCAUCUGCUGUCCUGCCAGGCUCUAGAGAUGGGGGAUAUUCGCUCUCUGAGCAGCGAUGGACAGCUACAGGGCUGUGGGAUCCCAAAGUCUCUCUCCAAGCAGGUCCUGCGUCCAGAAAAGAGUGACAAGGACUCCCUGAGAGUCGCCCUACCACCCCCGGAGCCGGCCAAGCAGCGAGCACCAGUUGCCGCGGCGAACACCAAACCCACCGUCCCCGACUGCACCGUCUCCACCUCCGCUGCCAGUCACAGCUGGCACCCGGCCUCCCCGGGCGCUCCAAGGCCGAAACGUUCCGGCGCUCCAAAACCCUCCGAAGCCCGACGGAGUGAGGCGCUGGCAGACGUUGAGCUCGAGAACAUGAACCGGAAUAACUCCUCAAAGGUUAAAAUGGCCAACACUGCGGUUGCUCUGGCUAUUCCCGGGCAGCCUGUCAAAUGGACUGCAGCACCGCCGAGGGGUCCGCGGCCCCAUCAAGCAUCCCGUCAGUACAUGACUGUGCCUGCAGGAGGCGUGAGGGUGAAUCGCAGGCACUCUAUAAAUGCGGACUCUUACCAAGAGCGCUGCUAUGUGGCCUACCCCAAAACUGGGGCCAGCCUGCGCUCCAAGCGUAGCCUGUCAAUAAGCGGAGAGCUACCGCAGCUGGAAAGCACAACAAACAUUCAGCGGGCCAGGGACAAGCUCUCCAGGUCUGAGUGGCUGCUGGAGAGCACUUUAUGAUUUGGAGUUUACAGCCUGUGUUCUCUUGCUUUCUUGGAUUGGAUUUGUGGCCCGUUGUGAAACUGGGACCGGGGUUUUAUGCCUUCUUUUGAGCUUUUGCGCUCUCCGUUGAGGGACCUGUAAGCUACUCUCAUAUAUUUGGGGGCAAGGCAGGCGUUCAGGGUUAUGGGAAAGGUUUCACAUUUGUUUUCUACCUUAUAACCUAUCAAAGUCUUCUUUAUAACGGUCAAACUUUGAAGAAAGGCACAAAAAUGUAUAAAACAACUUCAUGUACAGAAAUGUUUCGUUGUGUGAGAUACUGUACAUCUCUGCACAACCAUUAGUGUUCAUGUGGUGUUGAAUGCAGUAACCUGGACAUACUGUAUUAUAACAAAGGAAGAAGCACACAGGUGGGAUUAUUAUACUCGCAUUCUCAUCGCCUGUUACUUAACGUGAUACAAUCUCUGUAGGCUUUGAACACGAUUCUUGUCUCCAGCUCUACAGUCAGACAGUGACAUGUCUUAAUUACCUUGGCGGUGGUUUGGAGAGAUUACGAAUGUGCUUUUACAUCCCUGAGGUGUUGGAACAGAAUGUAGUAGACAGACAGUCCUCCAUCUUUACAUCCCUACACCCCCAGACGCAGCACAAUGCAGUAUUUUUGUGGCACAAGUCGUUUUCAGCCUAAUACUGCCCUCGGGUUUCAAUCGAUGCAUUUUUAUCACAUAAUUACAUAAAGACUCCACUCUGAUAGGAUUCCUGUCGUGACUGAUUCAAGCGACAAUUGAGCCAACGACAACAGCAUGACAGGUGGGGGGGGGAGUAAUCUGGUAUCACCGUGGAUGAGAUCCAGAGGAACGGUUCAUUUACAUAUUUUUUACUUACUGACGUUAUCGUGUCACGCCGAUGACAACUGUUGUAAAUUAACUUGUCGAUGUAAGAGAAACGAUAAUCACAAGUAUGGGGAGGACGUCAGCUCUUGAUUUUGCUGUUGUUUCUGUUUGAUGUUUACCAGUAUAAAUAAACCAGUGAUAAAAGGGACACACUCAGACUUCUCUCAUUCUCCGCCUGUG